AUGAAGGACAGUGUAGUUAGUGAUGAAGAACGACAACAUGAGGGACAAUGUAGAAAUAGUGCUGCCACAACACAUAGCUGUACAAGUAGCACGUGCUCUAAUCACGGCACGUGCGAUCCAGCAAAUAAUGCCCAAGGUUACAUUUGCAAUUGUAUUAGUGGCUUCACCGGAACACACUGUGAAUUAAACCACUAUUGCGGUCACAGUCACCCACCGUGCCAGAACCACGGAACAUGUCGUCAUCAGAAUACAAGUCCAUAUUAUCACUGCUAUUGCCCUAAGAAUUUUACAGGAAACAAUUGCGAAAAACCUGCCAUCACAACAACUGCAGCAACGUCAGCUUGCAAGUUUAACCACUGCUAUCAUGGCGGAACUUGUCAUGAAGCCAGUAAUCACGAUGGCUACACGUGCUCGUGUCUGUCCGGGUUCACAGGAUCAAAGUGCCAAUAUAACCAUCACUGUGACAAUAACCCGUGCAAGAACAACGGAGUAUGUCACUUGCGAAACAAUGAUCCAUACUACAUUUGCACGUGUCCUACAAACUACACUGGGCCAACGUGCGAAAAAACAACGGCAUGCAUCAAUAGCCCGUGCAUGAACGGCGGGGCUUGUCACGUGUCGACACGGCAUCCAUAUUAUUAUUGCAGAUGUGCGACGGGCUUUGAAGGCGACCACUGUCAAACUGUGGCUCCAUGCCAUGGGGUUUCAUGUUUUCAUCACGGUGUGUGUAAGUCUUCCACCAACAGCAGUAACUUCGUUUGUCUGUGUCUGCAUGGCUUUUCUGGGACAAACUGUGAAAAGAACACAAAUUGUGAUAGAAACCCGUGCUUAAAUGGUGGCACGUGUCAUGCGAGUUUCUCUGUACCACACUAUAAAUGCACGUGUCCAAAAGGGUAUUACGGUAGCAGGUGUGAAUACAUCGACGCAUGCGCAUCAGACCCAUGCCCUUCCGGAAACACGUGUGUGAAAGAUCAUUCUGGGUAUCACUGCAACUGUUUUAACCAGGCACUAUGCAAUCAACACGAAGUCGAUCAUUGUGCAAGUAGUCCGUGUCAUAACUUUGGGCGGUGUUACAAUACAAGUACUGCACCUUACUUCCGGUGUGCAUGUCGCGGAUAUUUUUCUGGUGAUACGUGUACAGAUGUCCCGGUUCAGGACUGCCACAAUGUGAAUGAAUGCGACAAUCUUCAUCCUUGUAAAAACAAUGGACAGUGUCACAUGGCAACGAAAGCGCCGUACUACUAUUGCGAUUGUCCUGUCGGGUAUACCGGACCGAACUGUGAAACACAUGCAUGUGAUAAACGACCUUGCAGUCAAGGGAUAUGUGAAAAAACAAACAGUAAUCCUUACUACACGUGUACUUGUAACCAAGGCUAUUUCGGCAACACCUGCCAAUAUGCCAGUUGUCCAGUAAACCGGUGUCUCAAUGGCGGAACUUGUCAGCCGCUUGACCAUAAACCGUUUUAUUUAUGCACAUGUCCAAAGCCGUACAUAGGGAGGAGGUGCCAAAAAGUUAAAACAACAACAACAACGACCACGACAACAACAACGACGACAACAACAACAACCACCACGACGACGAUGAAACCAACAACAACAACUGUCAAAACAACAACGGUAAUGCCAACGCAAACAGGUCCAGUGUGCUUGUCAUGCAGUGACGUCGUGUCUCCACAUACAUGUGAAUUCAUUCAGUAUUGUGGCGUCCAUGAGGUAACUAUUUUUGAGUGA
Messenger RNA from Ruditapes philippinarum (Manila clam), 1731 nucleotides. Its product is annotated as adhesive plaque matrix protein 2-like. Gene Ontology annotation, cellular component: protein-containing complex; plasma membrane. Gene Ontology annotation, molecular function: calcium ion binding. The coding region runs from base 1 to 1731 and encodes 576 amino acids. Gene Ontology annotation, biological process: heterophilic cell-cell adhesion; establishment or maintenance of epithelial cell apical/basal polarity. The transcript has 16 exons. The record is from RefSeq and is a predicted model, not a curated record. Lineage: Eukaryota; Metazoa; Mollusca; Bivalvia; Venerida; Veneridae.